This is a messenger RNA of Leptopilina heterotoma, 1303 nucleotides long. Its product is annotated as multiple coagulation factor deficiency protein 2 homolog. NCBI's taxonomy places the organism in Eukaryota, Metazoa, Arthropoda, Insecta, Hymenoptera, Figitidae. Gene Ontology annotation, molecular function: calcium ion binding. The record is from RefSeq and is a predicted model, not a curated record. The transcript has 4 exons. Bases 259 to 951 code for a protein of 230 amino acids.
UGCAAGGUCUGCAAAAUUCUUCAAACAUAACCAAGAAAUAAUCCGCUAUUAAUGAAAUCGUUUUAUAAUAAAAGUUUAUUUUUUAAAAUACGAUUUCGUUUUAAAUAACAGAAGAGUAAUAAAUAUUCCAAUUGUAAACGUACAUGACACGUUUUCAGUUAUUGAGUUUUUCUAAACAAAUUCAUUAUUCAAUUGACACAUCUUGACAAGUUUCACCAUAUUUUUCACUCACCGGGAAGAAUAAAUAGGAAAAAAAACAUGAAUUUUACAUUGUGGAUUUUAUUUAUUUGUUGCUCGUGGCUUAAAUUGGCUUAUGGCCAGGGUGAUCGUAUUGCACCUGGUGUACCUCCACAACAUUAUCAACAGUAUCAGCAAGUACCUCAACAAAAUGUGCCGAUGCAACAUGGGCAACAAUAUAAUGCUCCUCAACAACAGCAACAAAUGCAUCAUCAACAAAUGCCUGUGCAACAACAACAAGUGCCAAUGCAUCAACAGGUACCUGUGCAACAUCAUCAAGUACCACAGCAUCAACAACAACAACAUCAACAACCUCAUGGUCAUGGACAUGCUCAUCAUGGACAACAACAAGUUCUCAACGCCGCCAAUAUUGCCCAAGAAAAAGACCAUAUUAAGGAACAUAUGGAAGUUCCGCUCGAUACGUCCAAAAUGACAGAACAAGAACUUCAAUUCCAUUACUUUAAAAUGCACGACGCUGACAAUAAUAAUAAAUUAGAUGGUUGUGAACUUAUUAAGUCCCUCAUUCACUGGCAUGAACACGGAGGUAAAGAUCCAAAUUCACAUGACGAGGGAGCAAAAAUUUUCCCCGACGAGGAAUUAUUGCAAUUAAUAGAACCAAUUUUGCAAUCAGACGAUACGAAUCAAGAUGGUUUCAUCGAUUAUCCAGAAUUUAUUCAAGCUCAACAGAAAAAUGCCGCCAAAGCAUCUUCAUAAAAAAAAGGAAAAAAAUAAAUAAAUAUUUAAUAUAAGUUGUCCUAAUUGGUAAGAAACAAAAUCAUGUUGACUCUAUUAAUACCGUAAGAAAUUAAAACAUCAAACAGGGAACCACCAUAUUGUGAAAAUAAUUUAUUACAACUUUAGGCAAUUUGUACUUUAUUAAUGAAACCGUUUAAAAAGUAAAAAAAAAAAACAACCAGCAAACGAUAAACGUAUUUGUAAAUUUUGAAUGUGCAUUUUUUCCAUGUGUGUGGGAGGAAAAAGAGUAAAAUGAAACUUUGCGAAUUUAUUGUAUUUUUAAAGGUACUGUAUAAAUGAACUAUGAAUAAAUUAUAUUUUAAGUUAUAAA